This is a messenger RNA of Brassica oleracea var. oleracea, 2093 nucleotides long. Its product is annotated as putative L-type lectin-domain containing receptor kinase II.2. The record is from RefSeq and is a predicted model, not a curated record. Gene Ontology annotation, biological process: protein phosphorylation. Gene Ontology annotation, molecular function: ATP binding; protein kinase activity; carbohydrate binding. Gene Ontology annotation, cellular component: plasma membrane. The coding region runs from base 1 to 2079 and encodes 692 amino acids. Lineage: Eukaryota; Viridiplantae; Streptophyta; Magnoliopsida; Brassicales; Brassicaceae. The transcript has a single exon.
AUGGUGCUUAAGAUAAGGUCACUGAGUUUGUGGAUACUAAUAUGCGUCCAGGUGUUUUCUUUGGUGUUAGCUCAAGACGGUAAUCAGUUUGUGCACUAUAACUUCAGUAAAGCAGACCUGCAUCGUGAUGGCAUGGCAACUAUCGAUGACGGCCGAUUGCAUCUUACAAAUAACACAAAUAAGAGCACCGGCCAUGCUUUCCACAAGAUUCCAAUGAACUUCACAAGGUCAUCUCCCAGUUCACUUUCUUUUUCAACAGAAUUUGUCUUUGCGAUGUUUCCUUUGCAAGGCGACGGCCAGGGGCUAGCUUUUGUGGUAUCUCCUUCAAUGGACCUCAGGUAUAGUGGCGCUGCAACAUCAUACUUAGGGCUUUUCAAUAGGACAAAUGAUAAUAAAACUGAAAACCAUAUCUUGGCUGUAGAGCUUGACACCAAUCCAAGCUCUGAAGCGAUUGAAGAUAGCUAUAACCAUGUUGGGAUUGAUGUUAACAGUAUUGUCUCGGUGGAAUCUGCGGAUGCUAGUUACUUUAAUGAUACAUCCAGGAAGAACAUAAGCUUGCCUCUUGCUAGUGGAAAGAGUAUUCUGGUCUGGAUUGAUUAUGAUGGUUUAGAAAGGUUACUAAAUGUGACGUUAGCUCCAGUUCCAACAAAGCCAACUUCACCUCUCUUGUCAAGUUCCAUCAAACCAAGUGUGCCUCUCUUGUCAAAAUCCAUCAAUGUUUCAGAAAUAUUCAAUGAAACCAUGUUUGUAGGCUUCUCUGGAUCAACAGGCACAGUCAAAAGUGACCAAUAUAUCCUUGCAUGGAGUUUCAAGAAAGGUGGACAAGCAGAAAGCCUUGACAUUUCAAAGGUUUUGGAUCCCCCAAAUCCACCUCCACCACCACCAUCAUCUCCGCCGCCACCUACUCUGCCACCAACCUCUCCACCAAAGUCAAGGUCUAAAGGCUCUAGCCUUGCUUUAAUUCUAGGCACUACUAUAGCAGGAACUUUGCUAAUAGUACUAGGAGGAGUUUUGUAUCUUCUUUACAAGAAGAAGAAGUAUGCUGAGGUUCUUGAACAAUGGGAAAAGGAAUAUAGUCCCCAGAGGUACUCCUUCAGGAACCUAUACAAAGCAACCAAGGGUUUUAAGGAGAAUCAACUACUUGGAGCAGGAGGUUUUGGAAAAGUUUAUAAGGGAAUACUUCCCUCCGGUACACAAAUCGCUGUUAAGAGAGUCUACCAUGAUGCAGAGCAAGGGAUGAAACAGUAUGUCGCGGAGAUCGCUAGUAUGGGAAGACUAAGGCACAAGAACUUGGUUCAGCUCCUUGGCUACUGCAGAAGGAAAGGUGAACUGCUUUUGGUUUAUGAGUACAUGCCCAACAGAAGCCUAGAUAACUACUUGUUCAACAACCAAAACCUCACUUGGUCUCAGAGAUUGAACAUAAUCAAGGGAGUAGCAUCUGCGCUUUUGUAUCUUCAUGAAGACUGGGAACAAGUUGUGCUACACAGAGAUAUCAAAGCUAGCAACAUUCUUUUAGAUGCUGAUCUUAAUGGACGGUUGGGAGAUUUUGGGUUUGCAAGGUUCCAUGAUCGCGGCGAGAAUCUAGAAGCUACACGUGUGGUUGGAACCAUAGGCUACAUGGCUCCAGAGCUAACUGCAAUGGGUGUGACCACUACCUGGACUGAUGUAUAUGCCUUUGGAGCUUUUAUUCUCGAGGUGGUUUGCGGAAGAAGGCCAGUAGACCCUGAGAGACCCCCUGAGCAAAUGAUUCUACUUAAGUGGGUUGCUAUUUGUGGAAGCAGAGAUAGUUUAAUGGUUACUGUUGAUAGUAAACUUGAAGGAAACUUUAAAGCUGAAGAGGUCAAGAUGCUUUUGAAGCUAGGCAUGCUCUGUUCUCAGAGCAACCCAGAGAAUAGACCAAGCAUGAGACUUAUAGUACAAUAUCUCGAAGGAAAUGUCACUGUUCCGAGCAUAUCAUAUGAUACAUCUGGAUUUGGUAUGCCAAAUAUAAGCAAUGAAACGGUAACACAACAGCCUGGAACCUCCUCAUUAGCUAACUUCUCUUUUGAAGAUGUUACAGUCCUAUAUGGUGGUCGUUGAAGCCUGCAAGCAAA